AUGACGGACGAAAUACCAGAAACCGGUGCGGUGUUCACGUUCGGCAAGUCCCACUUCGCCGACAACGAGCCGAGCCACUUCUUCAUCAAGAGCGACCCCGUGGUCGCCAUCUCUUGCGGCGACGAGCACAGUGCUGUCAUAUGUCAAAAUGGACGAGUCUUUGUGUUUGGGGCCAACGAAUGGGGUCAAUUGGGCCUGGGCCACAAGGAGGAGGUGACGAGGCCCAGCUGUGUGAAGUGGCUGAAACCCCAUCGCGCCAUGUUUGUGGCCUGCGGACGCGCCCACACCGUCUUUGUUACAGAUACAAGCACAAUAUAUUCUGUGGGAUGCAACGACGAGGGGCAACUUGGCACUGGAGAUAUGGAGCACCAUACUGUGCCUCAAUGCGUGGAGCUGGAAGAGGAUUGUGGGGCUGUGAGACAGGUCUCAGCAGGCAGCAACCACACGGCUAUACUUACUGAGUCAGGGCGAGUGUUCGUGUGCGGCUCCAACAGCGAAGGCCAGCUCGGGCUGGGCGAGGACACGCGCUCCGCCGUCAAGUUUACAGAACUCAAGUUCAUGGAGAAGAUAGCCUUCGUCGAGUGCGGGUACUACCACACCAUUUUCAUCACUGCCAACGGUGCAGUAUUCGUGACUGGCGACAACGAGAACAACAAACUAGGUAUACCGAACCCCGCAACCACAGCGUACGUCCCCGAGGUUCUCCCCACCAGCGCGCCCAUCAAGAGUGCUUGCUGUGGAGCCUCCCACACCUUCCUAUUGUCUAUGGACGAAGCCAAGAUCUUCGCGUUCGGGUCCAACGAAAGAGGCCAGUUGGGAAUGCCCAAAGAUGUUGCCAACGUGACGGAACCAACCGAAAUUGACAUGGAUAAAAUGUUUGACGGAUUUCAACUGAAAUUAGUAGCGUGCGGGGCGAUGCAUACGGCUUUUGUCACUGAUAACGGCCUGCUUUACACCUGCGGCGAGUCGAGGCACAACAAAUUGUGUUUGGAGGGAAUCGACGACGCCGACAACGCGAAUGAGGCUGUCCCCAAUCAAUAUUCACCAAAGCGGGUCACUGCGAUGAAUGGAUACAUCGUCGACAAUGUAGCAUGCGGCGGCUGCCACACGCUACUCACGGCCACUAAGGGCUCGAACGCGGACUUUACUAACAACGAUUUCAGUAUAGUCAACGAGGAAAGCAGACAAAUAUCGCUCACAGAACUACCGCCUCUGCAAAAAGUACCGGGAAUGAACAAAACUGAAGAUAUCACCAUAGAAGACGUCACUAACUCCAACACCAACCAUGGUAUCGCUGACAAUGUUAAUGGAAACGUGAACGAUGAAACCGGAUCGAUAGAUUCAUUAGAGGCGAAUGUCAGCGGCUCGCACAUUGUAAACAUAAACGAUCUUGAGAACGAUAAUGGCAGCAUUCACGAUGUACCUGAUAUUAACAAGGACGAACUCGAUAUGUCUUCACCAAUUACUAAGGAAAUUACAAAUACCAUCGCAGAUAUGAACAUAAUUGAGACAGUGGAUCAUUCAAUGAACGCAGCGGUAGACAAAGCUAAAAACAAAAUUAAUGAAAUUGCAAAAGAUGUAACCGAUAAAGUCAAUGAAAAAGUUGAAGUAGUAGAAGAAACUUUAAAGAAAACAAUAGCUAUGGUACCCGACAUUCACCACGAUGAUAUGAAAGUUCUAAAGAUACCAGAUAAAGUGGCUGAAAUAGCUAAUUCUCCCCCUCCAAAGACACCCAUAAUUCAAGAUUUGCUGACGCUUCCAGAUUUGUCACAAAUGAGUCCUGUUUUGAGUAAACAUAGUGAUGACGGUCAAAAGAGCGAAGGCGGUCAGUCAGAGAAUGAGACGAUUCCUUGUGGGUCAGAUAAAUCGAGUCCCCAAGCAGGAAAGACUGCGAAAACACAAGCUGUAAUGCCGAUUGUGAGAAGUGAAGAUGCGAUUUCUCAUGAUGGGAUGGGACAAUGUGAGGAGAAUGAUGUGGUGGUCAAAGAACAAGGCCGCUUUGCUAAGUUUUUUCAGUCAAUUCGAGAUAAAGAAAAUUCCUGCAUGAGUAAAGGAAAAGUUAUUGAAGAAAACGUUGUUGAAAACAUUCACAAAGGUCUGGACGGCACAGAGCAAACGAUCCACAAGAUAGAGGACACCGUGGAGACGGAGAUCAGAAACCAGACGAACUCGCGGACCUGUACUAUAUUAUAA
Messenger RNA from Amyelois transitella, 2193 nucleotides. RefSeq lists its product as uncharacterized. The transcript is spliced from 8 exons. The record is from RefSeq and is a predicted model, not a curated record. Bases 1 to 2193 code for a protein of 730 amino acids. Lineage: Eukaryota; Metazoa; Arthropoda; Insecta; Lepidoptera; Pyralidae.